Molecule: messenger RNA, 234 nt
Organism: Talaromyces marneffei
Lineage: Eukaryota; Fungi; Ascomycota; Eurotiomycetes; Eurotiales; Trichocomaceae
Exons: 3
Coding region: 1-234 (77 amino acids)
Source: RefSeq, a predicted model, not a curated record
AUGAGUGGAUUGCGCGGCCUCAUUCCGGCAACAGUUGCCAUUGGACUUGGAAUUUUCACAGGAUACUACACGUUUCACCCUGCGAUCCAAGAGCUCAAUGCCGAACGACGAACAAUAAACCAAUCAGCUACCACUGUGGCCAACAAUAAUCUGACCAAAGAGACACCUAUACCCACUGCGUCGCAGGGCAACGCCCCGAUCGAGAAGAGUGAGAAUUCUAGCGAAAGCAGCUGA